This is a messenger RNA of Photinus pyralis (common eastern firefly), 1021 nucleotides long. RefSeq names its product syntaxin-12-like. The record is from RefSeq and is a predicted model, not a curated record. Gene Ontology annotation, cellular component: membrane; endomembrane system; SNARE complex. The transcript is spliced from 3 exons. Gene Ontology annotation, biological process: vesicle-mediated transport; vesicle fusion; intracellular protein transport. Gene Ontology annotation, molecular function: SNAP receptor activity; SNARE binding. The coding region runs from base 222 to 1007 and encodes 261 amino acids. NCBI's taxonomy places the organism in Eukaryota, Metazoa, Arthropoda, Insecta, Coleoptera, Lampyridae.
GCGUAGUUCAAAAUAAAAAAUAUUGACAUGAAAAUAAACGUCAUAAAUUUCCUAUUAGAUAAAUUCCCAAAAGAGAUUUACUUUCAUUGCAUGCUUUUUGUGAAGUGAGUCAUCACAAAAGUAUUCGUAAUUAAACGUUAUUCUGGUUGGUGCUAUACAUGAUGUUACUCACACACUAAACAAAAACAGUCUUCCAUUCCAAUUACAAAUAGUUAAGAAAAAUGCAUAAAACUAAUUAUGGAACCAUAUCUAGCAAUUCGGACGAUGCACAGUUUCAAGGUACUUCCAACUCCUCCGAAUUCAAUAGCCUUUGCGAUAAUAUCGUUACAAAUAUUUACACAAUUAAUACGGGUUGGAAAACGCUUGAACAAGCGCUUAAAACUAUAGGAACUAGUCGAGACAAUCAGGGAGUUCGAGAUAAAAUCCAUGUUUCCCAACUUAGCACGAACCAAAUUAUAUCGAUCACACCAAAGGACUUAAACCGAUUAAAGAUGAUAAUAAAAAAGGGGGACAAGCAAAAAGAAUUUCAAAUUAAUAAACUCGCCGAUAACUUUACGGAAGCGAUGGGCAAAUAUCAUUCGAUGCAAAAGUUAGUCGCAAAUAAAAUGAAGGCGAACCUCCUGAUGGUGCACAGUCCAGAAACCUCUUCUGUCGAAGAGGCCGGUAGCCAAUCCGAACAACUUCAACUAUCAAAACAGCUAGCGUUCGAGCAAGAUCUACUAGUAGACCGAGAAUCACGUAUUAGACAAAUUGAAUCAGACGUAUUAGACGUUAACCAAAUUAUGAGGGAAUUAAGUGCGUUAGUUCACGAACAACGUGAGCAUGUCGAUACAAUUGAGAACAGUAUUGAUCAUGCAGUAGGUAACGUUGAGGAGGGUACCGAACAGUUACUUAAGGCCUCCAGAUAUAGCAGAAAGUACAGGAUAAAAUUGUGUAUAUUAGUUUUAAUAGCAGUUGUUAUUGUUUCAGCUUUAAUAGGCAUUAUAGUUGCCUCGUUAAAGAAAUAAAAUUUUGUAUGUGA